UGUGUGUGUGUGUUUCAGGUCAGCCGAUGAAGUGUAACCUGCACAUGCAGGGCAGCGUGAUCACGUCAGAGCAGCCCAUCCUCCUGAGGCUGAGCGACUCGCCCGGCGCAGCGGCUCCAGCGCAGAAGGACUCGUCGUCUCGCUCGGGCUCCAAGACGUCUUCAGGGCCGGAGGUGGAUCCUCAGACCAUCCUGAAGGCUCUGUUCAAAUCGUCCGGUCAGAGCGGCUCCAGCGGAGCAGAGCCGAGCGGCCCUCACUCCACCGCCUUCCGCAUCAAGAUCUGACGCCUGUUUCUACGAGCGGAGCUCCUCACGUUCACACGGCUCCCGCUUCGCUUUUAACGCCUCUUCUCUUUUCUUCAGUAAAGAUCUUGCUUUAUAA
Molecule: messenger RNA, 381 nt
Organism: Sinocyclocheilus grahami
Lineage: Eukaryota; Metazoa; Chordata; Actinopteri; Cypriniformes; Cyprinidae
Product: polymerase delta-interacting protein 3-like
Exons: 2
Coding region: 27-284 (85 amino acids)
Source: RefSeq, a predicted model, not a curated record